AUGUCCAAGAAAAUAAUUGACAUUUUCAUCGCUACACUAGGGAAGCGCUACUGCGGAUUGUCUGUCAAUCAACUGGUUUCCAAAUUUGAUGACAAACUUUCUACAUUGUACUUUAACACUGUUGAUGAUCCAAAUUUGAACUGCCAAGCCAGUUUUCUGUAUCGAGUAUUUGCACCAAACCAAAAAAUGCAACACAAUUUGAAUGUUUGUAAAUUUUCACUUUUAACUUCAGGGCUGUUAACAAAGGCUUCUUAUUCAAGCACUUCUUAUGAUGCUACAAGAUCAGUCAGCAAGAAGAAUUUCUUAGAGGACACUUUCUCUUAUAAGAUAAACGGUACAAACCAUACAAGUUUGUAUUUUAGAGAUAAAUGGUUGCUUGAUGCCUCUGACGAUGAAUAUGGAGGAGUACUCGUCAAUGCAGAUAGACUACCAUCUGAUCCCGACAAAUUUACCUUUGUGCUUCGUGCAUCUCUCUCUCAUUGGAAAGUGAAGGGGAAGAAGGGAGUUUGGCUUAAGCUACCAUUGGAAAAAUGUGAUCUAGUUCCUGUUGCAGUAAAGGAAGGAUUUCAAUACCAUCAUGCAGAAAGAGGAUAUGUUAUGAUGACUUAUUGGAUUCCGGAGGAACCCUGUAUGCUUCCUUCGAAUGCAUCGCAUCAAGUUGGAGUUGGGGGUUUUGUGAUCAACGAUAAAAAUGAGGUGCUUGUCGUGCAAGAGAAACAUUUUACGCCGGCUCUUUCAGGCUUAUGGAAAAUACCAACUGGUUUUAUUCAUGAGUCCGAGGAGAUUUUUACAGGAAUUGUGAGAGAAGUGCAGGAGGAAACUGGCAUUGAUACUGAAUUUGUGGAGGUUAUGGCUUUCAGGCAUGUUCACGAUGUGGCCUUUCAAAAGUCAGAUUUGUUCUUUGUCUGCCUGUUAAGACCCCUGUUAAAACAGAUCAUGAUUGAUGAUCUAGAAAUUCAGGAUGCUAAGUGGAUGCCUCUAGUUGAGUUUGUGGAGCAACCUCUAAUCCAAGAAGACGAUAUGUUCAAGAAAAUAAUUGACAUUUUCAUCGCUAGACUAGGGAAGCGGUACUGCGGAUUGUCUGUCCAUCAACUGGUUUCCAAGUUUGAUGACAAACUUUCUACAUUGUACUUUAACACAGUUGAUGAUCCAAAUUUGAACUGUCAAGCCAGUUAGCAUCACAAUCUGUAUUGUUUUGUGUAUAUGUGUAAUCAAUAGGUUAUGGAUUCUGUAAAUAUACUUUAAAAUUAUUCAAAAGAACUUGUUACAGGGAGGUAACUGUCAUAUGAUUUUCUUUCUUUAUAAUUUGUAUAUUAGGUUUCUGUAUCGGAUGUUUGCACCAAACCAAAAAAUGCAUCACACAAGUAACUCUCAUUCACAUUAUUAUUAGUUUUUUCACUAUAA
Solanum stenotomum is the source of this 1404-nucleotide messenger RNA. Its product is annotated as nudix hydrolase 8-like. The coding region runs from base 1 to 1176 and encodes 391 amino acids. NCBI's taxonomy places the organism in Eukaryota, Viridiplantae, Streptophyta, Magnoliopsida, Solanales, Solanaceae. Gene Ontology annotation, molecular function: NADH pyrophosphatase activity; ADP-ribose diphosphatase activity; NAD binding. The record is from RefSeq and is a predicted model, not a curated record. The transcript is spliced from 10 exons.